This is a messenger RNA of Cornus florida, 1670 nucleotides long. RefSeq names its product acetylornithine deacetylase. The transcript has 10 exons. Lineage: Eukaryota; Viridiplantae; Streptophyta; Magnoliopsida; Cornales; Cornaceae. The record is from RefSeq and is a predicted model, not a curated record. Gene Ontology annotation, molecular function: hydrolase activity. Bases 69 to 1382 code for a protein of 437 amino acids.
AUCAGUGCCCGGUCUAUUGCAAGCAAUUUUGUGUCUCUCUCAUCCUCUGUUCGCAUUUCGUUUUCUCAAUGGCUUCUUCUCCUGUAAAAGCAGCACUGGGUGAACUCAACAAAGACUCCUUCGUGACCCUCCUCUCGAAGCUCAUCGGGGAGUCCAAGUACGUACAGAACAACCCACCAGACCUCAUCCCGGAAGAGGACAGAAUCGUCCGGCACGUGCUUGACGUCCUCCUCCCCUUCAGCACUACCACCGGCGGUGGCCCACUCAUCGUCAACCAUGUCACCUACAAACCCAAUAGAGGCAACCUGAUAGUGGAGUACCCUGGAACUGAGCCAAACAAGGUCUUGUCUUUCGUGGGAAUGCACAUGGACGUUGUCACUGCUAACCCUGAUGAGUGGGAAUUUGAUCCGUUCUCAAUGAGCAUUGAUGGGGAUAAACUUCGUGGCCGUGGAACAACUGAUUGUUUAGGGCAUGUUGCUCUUGUAACUGAGCUUAUGAGGAAGCUGGGGGAGGCAAAGCCAAAAUUGAAGUCCUCUGUGGUUGCUGUUUUCAUAGCUAGUGAAGAGAACUCAUCCAUUCCAGGAGUUGGUGUAGAUGCACUAGAAAAAGAUGGAUUGCUUAGUAAAUUAAAGCAUGGUCCUCUCUUUUGGAUUGACACGGCAGAUAAACAACCUUGCAUUGGUACUGGUGGUUGUAUUCCUUGGAAACUUCAUGUCACUGGAAAGCUUUUUCACAGUGGUCUAGUACACAAGGCUAUAAAUCCUUUGGAACUAGCUAUGGAAGCUAUUAAAGAGAUCCAAUUGCGAUUCUAUAAAGAUUUCCCUCCCCAUCCAAAAGAACAGGUUUAUGGAUUUGCAACACCAUCAACCAUGAAACCGACUCAAUGGAGUUAUCCUGGAGGUGGUAUAAAUCAAAUUCCUGGGGAGUGUAGAAUCUCAGGAGAUGUCAGGCUAACGCCAUUUUACAACGUAACAGAUGUGAUGCAGAAGCUACGAGAAUAUGUAGAUGAUAUAAAUGUCAACAUUGAGAAGCUGGAUACAAGAGGGCCGGUUUCGAAAUAUGUCCUACCCCAUGAGCAAUUGAGGGGAAGAAUUACAAUAAGUUUUGAUGAUGCAUCGUCUGGGGUUGCUUGUGAUCUUGAUUCCCGCGGUUUCCAUGUAUUGUGCAAAGCCACUGAAGAAGUGGUUGGGUAUGCAAAACCCUACUCUAUAACAGGCACUUUGCCACUCAUACGAGAACUGCAGGAUGAAGGCUUUGAUGUUCAAACUUCAGGCUAUGGCUUGAUGGCUACAUACCAUGCCAAGAACGAGUACUGUCUUCUUUCUGAUAUGUGCCAAGGCUACGGGGUGUUUUCCAGUAUCAUCUGCCAAUUAGAAGAUUGAUUUUCCACAAGUAAUAAUACCGGCUGAUACUUUAGAUACACCGAACCACUCUACAGGUGAAAUGAAAUCUAGAUCAAAUAAAUUUUGUUGAUGAACAAUUCUGGUGAACAUGUUUGCUUGUUUAACGAAAUAGACCUAAUAAAUUUUGUUGAUGAACUAUUCUGCUUGAAAUCCUUUUUUUAUCCUUCUGUGAAGUCUUAUUUGAGUUUAUACAGACAAUGGCUUUUUAUGUUAAUAGGGCGACGAUCUGAUUCUGAAUAAUAUUAUUUUGUUUGUUUUCCAAUCUAA